Messenger RNA from Heterostelium album PN500, 4254 nucleotides. RefSeq lists its product as uncharacterized. The transcript is spliced from 5 exons. The coding region runs from base 1 to 4254 and encodes 1417 amino acids. NCBI's taxonomy places the organism in Eukaryota, Evosea, Eumycetozoa, Acytosteliales, Acytosteliaceae. Gene Ontology annotation, biological process: sexual reproduction. The record is from RefSeq and is a predicted model, not a curated record.
AUGUAUAAUAAAUAUAUUGUUUGUGUUAUCGUUUUCUUUUAUUUGUCUAAAAAUAUACAACAUAUUCUUUCGAUUGAUGAUCUGGAUGAAGCUACUUUUGUUAAUACAAACUUGUUUAAUAUUUUGCCUGCCACUGCUACAGUAUGGCUUAAUGCUAAAUCAUUGGACACUUUGAUGUUGGAGUACGGAUGGUUGAACGGAACAACAAGAGGACAGCCAUUUUACCAAACUUUUCCAGAGCGUUGUCUAAAGUACUGUGGUGAUUUCAAGGGUAACACUAGUCCUCUCGCUCCUUAUCUGGCAGUCACCGCCAAUGGAGGAGCAAAGCCACACUGGAGAUCAGCAACGGCAAUCGAUAAAUUCUAUCUCAUCAUUGAAUUUGAAGAUCCCGACUAUGUUAAAAUCCAGCAAGAAGAGAUUGGCACUACAUUUUUUACUAUCCAAUACCCUGGAAGUCCAGGUGCUCUAUUCAUAUAUGCAGAUGGCAAGCGAUGCUACGAUCAAAUGGUUGGAUCACCAUUACGUACCUGUAAACUCGCAAAUACAGACACCAUCACAGCGAUGUCAUUCGACUUUAUCUUUACGGAGGGAGGUGUCAAUCGUACAUUUAAAUAUUUCUACAACAAUCCAAAUAUUCAGGCUUUAAGACCCGGUAUAUUUGGAACAACCACUUCUCUCACCGUUGUUGGUAGCUACUUUUCAGUUAUGGAUGCAAAUAGAUGCUCUUUCUAUAUAAAUGGAACUUUGGCAGCUUACAAUUCAAUGCAAACACAAACACAAAUCAACUCAAUGGUUUUUACACAAACUACUGAAAUGGCUUACGUACUACCAUUUAUUGUCACAUGCCCUACAUUGAAUAUCGAAUAUACCAUCUAUAGAUCUGCCUUAUUAGAUCCAUCGUCGACUCUCCACUAUGCAUACCUACCUUUUUCAGUGUCCUGGGACAAUGCUCUCAAUCUAAUCAACAAAUACACACUCUUUGCCGAGAAUCCUUAUUUUGCUCUCAUCAACGGUAGUGCAGUCAAUAGUUUUGUUAAAAACUAUAUCACAGGUACCCCCAAUUACGUUGUUUGGUCUGGUGUUUCUUUUGUAAACAAUGUGGCAACCUACAACCAACUUAAAUUCCAGACACAAUAUCCAGUUAAUCAAUUGACAACAGUUGAUACCAAUUAUUUCUUUAAUGGAACUGCUUUGGCAACAUUUGGAGCACCAACAUCGAUUGAUCAAUAUCCAUUGCUUUUAGUAUUCGGUGUUGCCAAUCCAAUUAUCGAUGCAAGUGCUACUAUCCCUGCACCGAUUGUAGGAGGACCAACUACCCUUAAAUUGCUCAGAAACUAUGGUUGGAAAGACUCAAGAGUAUCAGUUGUUACAGUUCAACCUGUUCCAAUGACUUAUACUGGAACUCUCAACUUUACUGCAGCAACCAUUACAUUCAAUGCUCCGUCUGGAAACUUAUCUAUCCCAUCCAGAAUUUAUUUAGAAAAGUUAGGUUAUAGAUCAUCCUUUGACUAUAAUAUCACUUAUUCAAGUCCUCUUAUUUCAAGUAUUGUUAUUAUAACCCCAUCUAGAACUAUCAACCUUUCGGGCUCUGGUUUAAUUGGAAAUAUAACUACAUAUCCUUUCCCAAGUAACUGCACAGUUUCCUCUUCAAACGUACAAUGUAUCUAUGGUAUCAAUGUUCUUCCGAUUUAUUACCCUAUUUUCUACUUAGUUUCUGACGUGACAGGACAAUCGAAUACCAAAAGUGUAGAUCUCACAACUUUCUAUAUAUCAUCGAUAUCUCCGUCCGUGCUACCUAGAGAUGGAGGUAUUAUUACAGUUAGUGGAUAUGGGUUCAAUUUCAUCGACAAAACCACAGUGGUAUCAUUUUCAAAUUCUGUAACCUGUACCAACAUAGCUAGAGGCCUAGAUGCCAAUACAACAUUCACAUGUACUGUUGGUGUUUCACGAAGCAAUGGAACCUAUCCAAUAGAAGCCAAAUCAAUUGGAGUCACUGCAACAGUACCUCCUGGUGUUAAUGUUACUUUCCAAGAUAUAGAACAAGAUGGUAGAUUUGUGACAAUUACAGGAAGGUCAUUCAGAUUAUAUAACCAAUUACCUGGAUUUACAAUCAAAGUUGGUUCUGAAACUCCAUCAAUCUCAUGUCCUCCAACAACCCAAAUUUGUACUUUCACAUUAAGCACAUUAUCAACUAAUGGAGUAGUAUUUAUUGGAACGCCAGCAUUCAAUGUAUCAAUCAAUAGAAUUUGGAAUCCAGUAAUAUCAAUCACACCAUCUGAUAUUCUUGACCCAGAGGUAACAUCAACAAUCAAUGGAUUGUUAUUUGGUGAUCAGACUUUGGUUGCCAAACUCAAUGGUACCACAUAUCCAUUCACAAUCAUUGAUUCAAGCUCUGGAACUUUCAAACCACCUAAGCUUACAGGAAAAGUAACAUUCCAACUUGUUGGUCAAGGAUUUUCCAAUGUCAUUCAAAUGAAAUUCCCAUCGCCAUCCAUUGUAAACCUAGUUCUCGAUCAAAGUUCACUGACUUGUCAAAUCUAUGGAAAUUAUUUUGGAUCAUCCAACGAUUUAAUUAAUAUUCAAGGAAUCACAGCACAACCAAUCAAAGCAACAUCAUCAAACUAUACAAACAUUUCAUUCAAAGUUCCACUGAGUGCCAGAACUGGACCACUCAAUGUUUCAGUCAAUGGAGAUGUUUCUUUAUCAAAAUUCUUUAUGAUUGAACCAUCACCAACAACAUAUACACCACUCAGAUUCCUUGGAGGUAAAUUGACAAUCACAGGCCAAUUUUUAGCACCAAUCAACUUUGCCAAUGAAAAUAUUCUCAAUAUUUCAGUUGGAGGUGUUCCAUCGCAAAUCUCAUUGAUGGACAACAAUUUCGAUCCAUACCGAUUGAUUGUUGAUUCACCACCAGGAUACGGAACAUCGAAUUUCACAAUUCAACAAUACAAUGCUAAAAUAACCAGAGACUUAGUAUUUUCACCACCUUCAAUAACAUCAUGCUCAUCAACUGUUUAUUUAAAGCCAGAUACUGUGACGAUUGUUGGAGAUAAUUUCGGAAGUUUCAAUCUCAGUGUCACAAUUGGAAACCAGACUUGUGAAAAUCCAAUGAUCAACCUAAUUGGAUCACAAAUUACAUGUAAAUUCAGCUCAAAUAUCAGUUCGACCGAAUUACUUUCGGUUAGAGUGAAUGUUGCCAAUCAAUUCGAUGAGAAAAAUGCAUUCAUGUAUUUGAUUCCAAGUGAUUGCAACAAAUGUAGUUCAAAUGGAAAAUGUAAUAUUGCAACUGGAGUGUGUGAAUGCAAUGAAGGAUGGAUUGGAAUGGAUUGCAGCAAGAAAGUUUCAACAACACCAAUUCCUGUGAAUCCACCAGCAGUCGUUGACAACACUACAAAUGUCGAACUUGGAACAACAAAGAAAGAUAUCACAUUCAACGUCAAUAUCACGGAGAUUCGUGAAAUAACAGAUCUUGGAGAUACUGUGAAACAAUAUUUCAUCAAAGACAUCAAAUGGUUCGAUGUUCAACAAACCAACAAUUCAUACACAUAUUCUGGAAGAUUCAAGAACGAUGACAAACUCCAAGUCGAUAUCAUCAUGCAAAUGUUUGUCAAUGACACUGAAUACAAUUUUGCAGGUGAUAUCUUCAGUAUUCCAGCGAAUUCCGUCAAAUAUCAAGUUCAUCUUUACAAUUGGACAUUCAGUGAUAAACUUAAUUCACUCCAAGUAUUAUUCUUGACACAAGCACAACUUCAAGUUCAACAAGGAUGUCAAACACAACAAUCUGGAAUUGGUGACACAUCAUCCAACACAGAAUCAUCACUCAGAAUGAUGGAAAUCAAUCAAGGAAAUGGAAUUCUUCAAGCAUAUUAUUCUGAUCGAAUGGUUGUCGAUGGAAGAAUCCGUAACAGUAAAGUUUCGAUGAUCAAUUCGACCGAUGACUCUGUCAAACAAAUUAACUCGCUGUAUCCGAAUAACCUAAACAUCUUGACAGCAAUCACAAUUGAACAUUUUGACAACGAUGCAAUUGUUGAUCCAAAUUUCGGAUCACUUUUGAUUCAAGACGAUGACAACUCCGAAGAAUGUGGUUCCAAUGAUGACAAGAAAUGGAAACUUCCAGUGAUUAUCGUUUGCUCUGUCGUUGGUGGACUUGCAUGUAUUAUCACUGUUGGUAUUCUUUUCAAAAAGAAAUUCAGAUAUCAAUUUAAAAUAGCAUCCAUCAAAUUGAAUUCCAUGGGAGGAAAAUCAAGGAAAUAG